AACCCCGAAACCAAGUUCCCCCCCGCGACGUCACCUAUGCGUGACGUUGGCGCAGGGCGCCUCCCCCUGACGUCACAGGCGGAAAAUGGCGUCACGAGCAGAAUCGGGCAAACUUAAAAAGGUUUUUUUUUUCCUGUGUAUUUUGAUCUGGAAGUGUUCGCUCCCUAUAUGUAGUUCACUGGCAUGACUUUAGGAGUCGGCAUUCUCGUGGCUCUCUGUUGUACGGAUAAAGAUGCUGUUUCAAAAGAAUCCCAGUGACUUCGAUCUCAACCUCAUUCCAGUCUCCUUAGCCCUGACACAUGCAUCGAACCUCCGCGGCCUGGAGGACACAGGUUUUCAGCCCUUGGUGCCACCACUUAGAAAUGAGGGAAUUGAGAUUUCUUCCCCAAUCUCCGUUUCACUUGGAGACUAAUAUUCACUGCAGUGGCCUCUGUGGGCUUUCAUCAUUUUUCCGUUUUGACCACACAUUUAGUGGUGAUAGAAGCGUGUUCUGUGGUCACGUAAGAGAUUUGAACGCUGGGACCCUGGUCCUCGCAGUGAUGGACUAUUUUUUAAAGGGUAGUCAUGGCUUGUUACACAGCAUGGGGAGAGCAAUGUUUUGUUUUUCUGUCACUGUUCCUGUUGUCCUUAAUUAAGCUGCCUUCAUUUUGGAGGUGUUUAUGCGCAGCUCAGUAACGGUCCCAGGAGAUGGCACUACCAUCACCCAUGGGACUCCAGCAUAUGGUGAAUUCUGUCUGAAUUGGAUUCACAGCGAUUCUUCAAUAAUUCUGACACCAUGUCGUCCGAUGACUUUGAUAUAGUGAUUGAGGCCAUGCUGGAGGCUGCCUAUAAAAAAGAGGAGGAUGAGCAGCAAAGGAAAGAGGUUAAAAAGGACAGCCCUAGCAAUACCGCCAACAACACCAGCAGCACCGACAACAAUGGCAGUGGGACUAGUGCGAGCAGCAGCAGUGGGGAGACAAGCAAGAAGAAGAAGAGUCGGAGCCAUAGUAGAAGCAGGGAUAGAAAGCCCAGUCAUAGCCGAGACCGGGAUCGACAUAGACAGAGAAACAGUCUGAGCCGAAGUCGGGAACGGCAGCAUCGUCAUCGCAGCCGUAGCUGGGAUCAUCAACGUAGUAGUGAGUCACGAAGUUGGGACCGGCGUCGUGAGGAUCGUGUGCGCUACAGGAGUCCCCCACUUGCCACUGGGCGUAGGUAUGGACACAGCAAGAGUCCUCAUUUCAGAGAGAAAAGCCCAGUCAGGGAGCCAGUUGAUAAUCUGAGUCCUGAGGAGCGUGAUGCCCGCACAGUUUUUUGUAUGCAGUUGGCUGCCCGCAUUCGGCCUCGAGACCUGGAGGACUUUUUCUCUGCUGUUGGCAAGGUUCGUGAUGUGCGUAUCAUCUCAGAUCGGAACUCACGUCGUUCUAAGGGCAUUGCCUACGUGGAAUUCUGUGAAAUUCAGUCUGUGCCGCUGGCCAUUGGGCUGACUGGGCAGUGGCUGCUCGGGGUACCUAUCAUUGUGCAGGCCUCACAGGCUGAGAAAAACCGACUGGCAGCCAUGGCCAACAACCUGCAGAAAGGCAGUGGUGGGCCAAUGCGCCUCUAUGUGGGCUCCCUGCACUUCAACAUCACCGAGGACAUGCUCCGGGGCAUUUUCGAGCCCUUUGGCAAAAUUGAUGAUAUCCUCCUGACCAAGGAUUCAGAUACAGGCCACUCUAAAGGUUAUGGUUUCAUUACGUUCUCUGACUCCGAGUGUGCGCGGCGGGCUCUGGAACAGUUAAAUGGCUUUGAGCUUGCUGGUCGACCUAUGAGGGUUGGCCACGCGACUGAACGACCAGAUGGUGGCACCGACAUCACUUUUCCUGAUGGAGACCGGGAGCUGGAUCUGGGAUCAGCAGGUGGACGUUUGCAGCUCAUGGCCAAACUGGCAGAAGGCUCUGGAAUCCAGCUGCCAACUACAGCUGCUGCUGCUGCUGCUGCUGCUGCCGCUGCCGCUGCCGCUGCCGCCCUGCAACUGAAUGGAGCGGUUCCCUUAGGGGCCCUGAACCCAGCAGCUCUGACGGCUCUGAGUCCAGCCCUGAACCUUGCCUCCCAGGCAGUUGCCUCACAGUGCUUACAGCUCUCCAGCCUCUUUACCCCCAAGACCAUGUAAAUCAGUGGCCCAGUACAGUGCCUCCCUAGGCCUUUGGGCCCUACCACUCCAUGUCCCCUUCCACAGCCCCUUUUCUCCAUUUUGUGGACCAAGCUAUCCUGAGGGCAUGGACAUUGACUGGGGCGAUUAAGACUACCCUUGGACACCAAGAAGAGCUCCUGCCUGUGGCUUCACUGGAAAUGGACUCCGCCGAGCAAAGACCCCAGCCUAAGAGGGCAGAAUCGACACUUACAUUGAAUACGUGUCUCUCUGUGUAUUGUGUGGAUGACCUUCAUUGCCCUUUCCAACCAUCUCUUAGUGAUUCCUCGAUUCCUCCACCUUUGGGAAGUCUACAGGGUAUCAGUGGAGGAAAUUGACCCCUUUUUCCUCCAUGUUUGCUCUACAGUCUGUCAGAGAAAACUCUUAGGACCUCUGGGUUGAGAGGACUUUGGAAUUUUGGGGGGGUGUACCUUGAAGGUGCUGGCUUGCUGCUACAAGGGCCCUGGAAGAUGACAUGGACAUGUGCAUUGUGAAACAUCCCCUUCAUAUAGUUCUUCCUCCCAGGGCCUCCCUUUGGCCCAGGGUGGGAGGAUGGAGGGGAGGGCUGUACUCUCCACCACUCCCUGUGUGCCUCUGCCACAGGCUGCACCCUGGCUGCUAAAGCCACUCCUGACCCCUACCUGGGCACAUGGGAGUCCUUCUCACUGGAUUUUAUAUCUUUGUGUCUGUGUACAUAAAUAUAUAUGUAUACAUAAAAACUUUGUACAAAAGGCAGCUCGUGUGUCAUGGUGCCUGCUGCCCACGUGUGUGAUCUCAGUCAGUUGAUGUGCCUGAUUUUAACUACUCAUGAGCCAAAACUACAAAUGAUGCCAGGGAUAUAAAACAUUUGUAAUACCA
Messenger RNA from Loxodonta africana (African savanna elephant), 3004 nucleotides. RefSeq names its product RNA binding motif protein 23 (gene RBM23). Gene Ontology annotation, cellular component: nucleus. The transcript has 14 exons. Gene Ontology annotation, biological process: regulation of mRNA splicing, via spliceosome; mRNA processing. Bases 776 to 2128 code for a protein of 450 amino acids. Lineage: Eukaryota; Metazoa; Chordata; Mammalia; Proboscidea; Elephantidae. Gene Ontology annotation, molecular function: U1 snRNP binding; RNA binding. The record is from RefSeq and is a predicted model, not a curated record.